Messenger RNA from Hibiscus syriacus, 2579 nucleotides. RefSeq names its product protein ROOT HAIR DEFECTIVE 3-like. Lineage: Eukaryota; Viridiplantae; Streptophyta; Magnoliopsida; Malvales; Malvaceae. Gene Ontology annotation, molecular function: GTP binding; GTPase activity. The record is from RefSeq and is a predicted model, not a curated record. Bases 133 to 2568 code for a protein of 811 amino acids. The transcript is spliced from 23 exons. Gene Ontology annotation, cellular component: endoplasmic reticulum. Gene Ontology annotation, biological process: endoplasmic reticulum membrane fusion.
AAGUGAAGAGCUUCAAAACGCCCCUUUGAGAUCGAUCAAAUCUCACUUUGUUUCUCUCGCCCUCUCUGUCAAUCUUUCAUCGGAAAUCGAUCUCAUCAUUUUCUGAGCUCUUUCAGUUUCAAAGAAGAUUCAAUGGCUACAGGCGAUGAAAGUUGUUCAAUUCAACUUAUUGAUGGAGAUGGUUCAUUCAAUGAUACUGGAAUCGAACAUUUUAUCAAGGAAGUAAAACUUCAUGAGUGUGGGCUGUCAUACGCUGUGGUUUCCAUCAUGGGACCGCAAAGUAGUGGUAAAAGCACACUGUUAAAUCAUUUGUUUUACACAAAUUUCAGGGAAAUGGAUGCAUUCAAGGGAAGGUCUCAAACCACUAAAGGUAUUUGGAUGGCAAAAUGUGCUGGUCUAGAGCCUUGCACUCUAGUCAUGGAUUUGGAGGGGACUGAUGGAAGAGAACGUGGGGAGGAUGACACAGCAUUUGAGAAACAAAGUGCACUUUUUGCGCUGGCAGUUUCAGAUAUAGUACUUAUAAACAUGUGGUGUCAUGACAUUGGUCGUGAGCAAGCUGCAAACAAGCCUCUUUUGAAGACUGUAUUCCAGAUGAUGAUGCGAUUGUUUAGUCCCCGCAAAACGACUUUGAUGUUUGUUAUCCGUGAUAAAACAAGGACACCAUUGGAAAAUUUAGAACCUGUUCUGAGAGAAGAUAUUCAGAAGAUAUGGGACUCUGUUCCUAAACCGCAGGCACAUAAAGAAACUCCAUUAAGUGAAUUUUUCAAUGUUGAGGUGGUUGCACUUUCUAGUUAUGAAGAAAAGGAGGAGCAAUUUAAAGAGCAGGUUUCUAAUUUGAGACAACGAUUCUUCCACUCUAUUGCACCGGGGGGGAUCGCUGGAGAUCGGAGGGGUGUAGUACCUGCUUCAGGGUUCUCUUUUAGUGCACAACAGAUCUGGAAAGUCAUUAAGGAGAAUAAAGACCUUGACCUUCCAGCCCAUAAGGUCAUGGUGGCUACGGUCCGCUGCGAAGAAAUUGCCAAUGAGAAGUUUGCUGCUUUUACUGCAAAUGAGAAUUGGUGUCUGUUAGAGGAAGCUGUACAGUCUGGUCCAGUUGCUGGAUUUGGGAAGAAGCUGAAUUCAAUUCUAUACGAGUCUCUAUCAGAGUAUGAUGCAGAGGCCACGUAUUUUGAUGAAGGCGUCCGAUCUGCAAAGCAAAAGCAGCUUGAAGAAAAGCUGCUACAACUUGUCCAACCAGCCCACCAAUCCAUGCUAGGGCAUUUGAGGUCUGGAACUCUUGAAAAAUUUAAGGAAGCAUUUGAGAAAGCUUUGAAUGGAGGGGAGAGGUUUUCUUUGGCUGCUUGCAACUGCACUGAAUCUUAUAUUUCUUUGUUUGAUGAAGGAUGUGCAGAUGCUGUUGUUGAGCUAGCAAAUUGGGAUUGCUCUAAAGUCAGGGAUAAGUUACGUCGUGAUGUUGAUGCACAUGUUGCAUCAGUCCGAGCUGCCAAACUUUCGGUGCUGACUUCAUCAUAUGAGGCGAAGCUGAAUGAGGCAAUUGCAGGACCCGUUGAAGCACUUUUAGAUGGAGCGAAUAAUGAUACAUGGCCCUCAAUAAAGAAACUUCUCCAGCGUGAAACUGAAUCAGCUGUUUCUGGACUCUCCAGUGCUCUUUCUGGUUUUGACAUAGAUGCAGAAACUAAGGAGAAGAUGCUGUCGAGUAUACAGGAUUAUGCAAGAGGUGUGGUUGAAGCAAAAGCAAGAGAAGAAGCUGGAAGGGUAUUGAUUCGUAUGAAGGACAGGUUUUCAACAUUGUUUAAUCACGAUUCUGAUUCAAUGCCACGGGUUUGGACUGGGAAGGAAGAUAUUCGAGCCAUCACUAGAACAGCUCGCUCUGCAUCCUUAAAGUUGCUAUCUGUUAUGGCUGCAAUCCGGUUGGAUGAUAAUGUUGAUGAUAUCGAGAAUACACUAACUUCUGCCUUGGUGGAUACAAAAAAUAAUGCUGCUGUUACUGACAGGAGCAUUACCACGUUUGAUCCGUUGGCCUCAAGCACGUGGGAGCAGGUUCCACCUGCCAAGACAUUGAUCACACCUGUUCAGUGCAAAUCUUUGUGGCGGCAAUUCAGGGCUGAGACAGAGUACAGUGUCACUCAGGCCAUAUCUGCUCAGGAAGCCAGCAAGCGUAACAACAACUGGAUGCCACCUCCAUGGGCAAUUGUUGCCUUAGUCGUAUUGGGAUUUAAUGAAUUCAUGACUCUUCUAAGAAAUCCUUUGUAUCUGGGUGUCAUCUUUGUGGGUUACCUUGUCAUGAAGGCUCUAUGGGUGCAGCUUGACAUUUCGGGUGAAUUCCGCCGUGGUGUUCUUCCUGGGCUUCUUUCAAUAUCUACCAAGUUCCUCCCCACCGUCAUGAACCUUCUCAGAAAGUUAGCGGAGCAGGGGCAAAGUCCGGCAACUAACUAUCCCCAGACAAACCCGGGUGCAGAGUCUAAGAGUUUCCAAAGUGGGAGCAGCAGCAUGGCAUCGAGUGCUUCAUCUGGAAUAACUGCACCAAGAAAUGAUAUCGAAUACUCCAGCUCCUCAAAAGAAGAAUGAGCAACUGAUCA